AUGGAUACGCCGCGGUCACCUCACACAAAAGUAUUUGUCCAGAGAGAUUUUUCUGAUGGAAUAUCAGUGAAAUUUCAAACACGAUACCCACCAGAACUAGAAGGAAGAAUUGACAGAACUAUUUACGAGACAACAAUCAACAAAAUCAAUGAAAUGUUUGCUGAAGCCGAGAGCCUUGGAUCCCGGACCUGCUGUGAGAGCUGUUUUGCAUGUUUAACAGCUUACAUUUCCUUGAUGUGCAUGGAUACUCUUUAUGAAAAAACUCUCAAAAAUGUGCGGCGUUACAUUGAGGAACAAAAUCAGAACAUAUAUAUGUCACGAGGAGUCAUGCUGAUAGACCCUGCAGAGCGUGGACUACGAAUUCUUGAAAUUAACAUCUCUAGUAUAUAG
This is a messenger RNA of Candidula unifasciata, 390 nucleotides long. Lineage: Eukaryota; Metazoa; Mollusca; Gastropoda; Stylommatophora; Geomitridae. The record is from the annotation of a GenBank genome assembly.